CGGCGCUAACUAUGAGGAAACCUUUUUAUCAGAGUGCUUUACGUUAUUCCAGAGAGAGCGAGACAGAGAUGUGAUUUUAGGAGGGAGAAAGAAGCGAAAAAAUGGUGAAUGAAAAAGCAGUUUUUGAUAUAUUGAGCUCUGAGCAAAAGGUGGACGUUGAUAAUCGCCUUCCUUUAGCUUAUUACUACAGAAUUGCUUCUCAUAUGAUUAACCAGGCGAAGAUUUAUCGGGAAGAAAACAACAUUAUCGAUCUUUACAUCAUUCUGCUCAGAUUCUCCAGCUUGGUAUCAGUGACUAUACCGCAGCAUCAACAGUAUCCAACAUAUUCUGGAAAAGACAAGCUUCACUGCAAGAAGAUAUUGCGAGACUUCAUCAGUGAACUGGAAAAUUUGAAGCCUAUAGUCCAAGAGAAGUUCAAUGAGAUCAACAAACAGUGUGGAGGGCAUAACCAAAAGAUGCCUCAUUCAGAAGUGUAUGGUGAUAAAAAGUCAAGGAUGCCUCAUAAACUACACGAAGGGAAGCAUUUGCUCCCCAAUCCUGUACAGGAGCAACUAAAGAAGUUCUCUUUGGGCACUAUUUGUCCAUCUGAGGACACUUUGGCAAGACAUUCCUAUCUUGGCGGACUUCAAAGCCAACAAGAAUCAUUGUAUUCAAGGGCUAAUUAUCCAAGUAGUCCCAGGUUCAAAGACAAUUAUAGAAGCCCAGAUGGUGAAAGUAUCAGCACCCAGAUAAGCACAGGAGAUAUUGGAUUAGCAUCUGUUGUAGAAGUGUACCCUAGCACAACUCGCAUGCCAUUCGAUUCUCCUUCAACUUCUGUUCGUACUGGUGACUGUGACAUAAAUGUCCAUAUUGUUAGGCAGCCUUAUCCAUCUCCAGUUCUUGCUUGCACUCAGUAUCUCUCUCAUGAAUGGAGCACUUUUCAAUAUGCUUCUCAUGUGCCUAUUGCUAAAUCAAGAGAUAGACUUCCAAGUCCCUUUGGUGAAGAUUCCUCGGGGACUAAGGGCAUUCAAAAUGUACAUAUUUCAACAAGAUUAAUGGAAGACUUUCUUGAACUUGCUCGAGUGAACACCAGCAAGAACUUGGAAACCUGUGGUGUUCUCGGUGCUUCCCUCAAAAAUCGCACGUUCUAUGUAACGAGCCUGAUAAUUCCCAAGCAGGAGUCAACUUCUGAUUCUUGCCAAACUUUAAACGAGGAGGAAUUAUAUGCUGUACAGGAUGAAAAGUCUCUUUUUCCUCUUGGUUGGAUCCAUACGCAUCCUUCUCAAUCCUGUUUUAUGUCAUCCAUAGAUUUGCAUACUCAUUACUCUUAUCAGAUAAUGCUACCUGAGGCAAUUGCAAUUGUCAUGGCUCCCACUGAUACUGAAAGGUCUUAUGGGAUAUUUAGGCUAGCAGAUCCUGAGGGGGUAGGUGUCCUAAAGGAGUGCCAGCAAAGAGGGUUUCAUGUUCAUGAAGGGCCUAGCGAUGGAAGCCCAAUUUAUGAGCAUUGCUCUCAUGUUUACAUGAACCCCAAUCUCAGGUUUGAGAUUAUCGAUCUUCGCUGAAAACAAAUUAUAAAAUUUAAGUGUCCAAUUUGGGUGAAGACCAUGUGGAUAUAUGUAUCAUCAGUUAUUGCUUUGUCAUAUAUGAAGGAAUGCUGCCUUUAUUACAGUACUUGUAUAGUAAGCAAAAUACAUGUAAUACACCGCAUAAAUGCAAAUAAAUGAGGGGUUCUUUGUGAGUA
Messenger RNA from Amborella trichopoda, 1720 nucleotides. Its product is annotated as AMSH-like ubiquitin thioesterase 2. Gene Ontology annotation, cellular component: endosome; membrane. NCBI's taxonomy places the organism in Eukaryota, Viridiplantae, Streptophyta, Magnoliopsida, Amborellales, Amborellaceae. Gene Ontology annotation, biological process: protein K63-linked deubiquitination. Gene Ontology annotation, molecular function: metal-dependent deubiquitinase activity; protein binding; K63-linked deubiquitinase activity. The record is from RefSeq and is a predicted model, not a curated record.